AUGUGUUGUUUUAGUGCCCCCGGACGGCUGGAGAAUUCUGGGCGUUUGGCUGGACAAAGUUCGUCCCAGACUUUCAGGCAGACGACUUCAACCUCUGAAAGCACAAAAGAGAUAAAAAGCCAUGCCCCGUCAUCCCAUCCACAAACGGACGUUUCCAGGAGGACAUUGCAAGUGGAUAACAAAGGUCAAAGGUCGGGAAGGUCACCCGCAUCCUCUCCAGGCACCACGCCCACGUCUCCUUAUUCAGUGCCCCAGAUUGCGCCUCUUCCGAGCAGCACACUAUGUCCGAUAUGCAACACCACAGACCUCACCUCAUCCCCUAACCAGCUAAACUUUAACACCUGUACGCAGUGUCGCAGUGAAGUCUGCAACCAGUGUGGAUUUAAUCCCAACCCUCAUCUCACAGAGGUGAAAGAAUGGCUAUGCUUGAAUUGUCAGAUGCAGAGAGCUCUGGGGAUGGACAUGACCACAGCAAACCGAUCAAAAAGCCAGCAACAGCUGAAUUCUCCUGCACUCUCUCCUUCAUAUUCCCCAGCCAAACAAGCAAAGGGGCCAGCUACUUCACAGUCACUGAAUGAGCUGCAUCAGUCACCACAUGCCCAAGCCAAGCCACCACAGCAUCUCACUCAGCCCCAAGUGCAGCAGCAAACAAAACCCCCAUCUCAACAGCAUCAACAGCAGCAUCAUCCACAAUACCACUCACAGCAGCAUCAUCAUCAUCAUCAGCAGCAGCAUUCAAAGACCCAACCACAGCAGCACUUACAGUCUCAGCCAUCACACCAACCUCAACAGCAACCUCAUCAGCCCCAUUCACAAACACAACAGAAGACGCCAUAUCAACCACAAGCCCAACCUAAAUCACACACCCAAAAGCCCCAGACCCAAACUCACCCACAAACCCAGGUAACAGCAGGUAGAGAAACAUCUCAUGGACCUAUGCAGAUGGAGAAUGUUCAUGGAUCAAAUAGUAUGCCCUCUCAGCAAGCAAAGUCUCAACCAGUCCAGCAAAGAGAAACAAUAAGCCAAGGAUACCCAAAACCUACUGCCCCUCAGGAAAUUUUGAGAUCUUCUCCGCAGCACCCUCAACUUCAGGCAAAGCCUUCACCGGGUGAACAGAGGAGAAGUGUACCAAGUUCUCCAGCAAAAACCAUCCCAGCUGCUACAUCUCAUGGAGCCCAAGAUCAAGCCCAGGAAGGUCUCACUGGAAAAUUGUUUGGCUUUGGGGCUUCUCUUUUGAACCAAGCGACCACGCUCAUUUCGGUUCCAGCAGAGACCACCCCACAAAGCCAACAGUCACCAGGCAAAGUGCCUCCAAAAAUAGUCUUUAGUGAUGCAAGCAAGGAUGUUGGCUCUAAAACCCAGGGACCUGCCUCUGCUGUACCAGGCAGAACUGAAGGUUCUCCUCUUCACAAACAAGGAAAGACUGAACAUGUUGUAAAGCCAAAGGAUGUGCCGAAAGUCAUGUGCCCGUUGUGUAAAACAGAACUUAAUGUGGGCUCUAGUGAGCCAGUGAAUUAUAACACCUGCACUUCAUGUAAAAAGCAAGUGUGCAACAUGUGCGGAUUCAACCCAACCCCUCACCUUGUGGAGAAAAAUGAAUGGCUGUGUUUGAAUUGCCAAACUCAGAGGCUUUUAGAGGGAAGCUUAGGCGAUGCUCCACCAUCUGCCCUACCACAUACAGCAAAGCAACAGCUUCCUGGUUCACCUCGGCAUGGUCAAGGAGUUACACCAACAGCCUCACCCAAGCAUCUGCCAGGAACCCCGGCAACAGGAUCUCCCCGGCAUCAGCCAGUUCCUAGCCAGACAACAUCACCCCGUCAUCAGAAAACAGGACCUACUCAGACACCAUCAUCCCAGCCCCAGAAACCAGGACCUAUAUCAACCCUUUCCCAUACAACUGGUACAGCAGGUCAACAAAAAGCAAUAUCACAUCAUCUCCCAGGACAUCAGCCAGAGACUUUUCAAGACAAACGUAUACCUGAAUCAGAUCAACUCAGGAGUUCGGAACAGGGUAAGGCACAGACCAUUCGUGAAGAUAAAAAACACCCAGAGGCAAUCACCCAAUCCAAAACUCCUGCAGAAUCUCAAAAGGUGUCAAAACAGCUGGUGCCAAAAGGAAAGAGCUCUGGGAGCAAAAAGGAAUCCGGAACACGGAACAGCAAGUCGUCUUCUGAGAUUCAAAAGGCUAAAGAUCUGGAGGAUAUAAGCAAGCCUUAUUCUCAUGAUGUAUCACGUAGCCCUCAAAGCCUAAGUGACACAGGUUAUUCUUCAGAUGGAAUUUCUAGUUCACAAAGUGAGAUUGCUGGACUAGUACAGCAAGAGGAAGAGAAAUUAAAUGGAACAGGUAUAUCUCAGCGCAGCCCUCCGAGUCCAUCUGAACUUACUAAAUUAGAAAGCACUGUAAGACCUCUUUUGGAAACUAAAGGCCAGGGACACGGUGAUAACGGAAAAAUGAUUCAUUCUUUACGAGAAGAUCAGAGGCAAAAGCAGAGGCCACGAUCACUUUCUAUUACUCCUGAAGCCUUUGAUUCAGAUGAAGAAUUGGAAGAUAUCCUUGAAGAAGAUGAAGACUCUCUAGAGUGGGAAAACCAGAGGGAUCAAAGGGAAAUUGUUGAGUCAUCUGAUGAUUUUGGCAGUAAGCUACGGCAUGACUAUGUUGAAGACAGUAGCGAAGGAUUUUCACCUUUGCCAACUAGGCAAGUAAAGGGACCAUUUUCUGAUGAGGAGUUUAUGAGAAGGCAGAUUCUAGAAAUGAGUGCAGAAGAAGAUAAUCUUGAAGAUGAUGAUGAAGAAGAGUAUAAUCAUGUAAAAUAUAGUAGUAGCAAGAACGGACAAAAGACAGACUCUGAAAAAAACAAAGUCUCUUCUUCAAAAAGGCGUACUGCUUACAAUGCAAGUAACAUGUAUGAGGAAAACAGAAAAGAUAUGGAAGCUGAAGAUGAAGAGGAUGUUGCUGCUUCUCAAGGAGGACUCAGACGUUUUAAAACCAUUGAAUUAAACAGCACAAAUAGUUACAACCGAGACAUGGAUCUUGACCAUGAGACAGAUAUAAGUUUGGACAGAGAGCCAGAGUUAGAAAUGGAAAGCUUGACUGGAUCACCAGAGGAAAGAUCUAGAGGAGAUUAUUCUUCAACUUUACCGGCAACAACACCAAGUUACACCUCUGGUACCUCUCCUACAUCCAUGUCAUCUCUUGAAGAAGAUAGUGACAGUAGCCCUAGCCGAAGACAGCGAUUGGAGGAAGUUAAGCAACAGAGAAAAGCAAGGCAUCGCUCCCAUGGUCCCUUAUUGCCAACCAUAGAGGAUUCUUCAGAGGAAGAUGAACUUCGUGAAGAAGAAGAGCUUCUAAGAGAGCAAGAAAAAAUGAGAGAAGUUGAACAGCAGCGUAUUCGGAGCACUGCACGUAAAACAAAAAGAGACAAAGAAGAAUUGAGGGCACAAAGAAGAAGAGAGAGAUCCAAAACUCCUCCCAGUAAUCUAUCUCCCAUUGAAGAUGCAUCCCCAACGGAAGAGCUAAGGCAAGCUGCAGAGAUGGAAGAGCUACAUAGAUCAUCCUGUUCAGAAUACUCACCUUCAAUAGACUCUGAAGCAGAAGGUUUUGAAAUAAUUGCUUCUAAACUAUAUAAGUCUGGAAGUGAGUAUAACUUACCAACAUUUAUGUCUCUAUAUUCUCCAACAGAGAAAUCUCCAAGCAGCUCUAAUAGUAAGCCUUUGAAAAGUGCAGAAGAGGUGUAUGAAGAAAUGAUGAGGAAAGCUGAAAUGUUUCAGAAACAACAGAUGCAGCAAUCUCAGCAAAGCAUGAUUUAUGGCAAUAAUUAUCAACAGGUUGGUUAUAUUGGUACAGAAAACCAGAAUAAUUUUGAAUAUCAGUACAUUGAUGAGUACAGCUAUGAGUCUGGUCAGGUUGGUGGCUCUCAAACUGACUACCACAUGGAUUUAACAAAGUCUGGUACUGUUUAUGAUGAAAUUUUGCAAACAUCACAGAACAUUGCUAGGAUGCACCAGUCCUCAUCAAUGGAUUUAUCAAUGCCACCAGAGGAUAAGAAGGCUGAAUCCUACCAAGAUAAACAGUUUCUGAAUGCAGAAAAUGCAUACAAUGACUUAAUGAAACAAGCAAGUGGGGCUCUCACACCUGGAACAAGUCCCACCCAGUUAGCCGCACCAGUGUCAUUUGCAUCUUCUGAAAGUAGUAUAGGGAGAGUGAUACCUAAUGUGCGUGUAACUCAACACUUUUCUAAGGAUGGACUAGAUCAAGCAAAGCUCCACAGUUCAUCCUCAGUACCCAGCACCAAAACUAUAACAUCUACUUAUCAGUAUGGAAAAGGAUCUACCACCACCACAUCUACAAUAAGUCAGACAUUUACAUCAAAUGCAAGCACAUCUCCUAUGUAUUCUGAUGUAAUUCAUAGAAGCUAUGCACAUUCCAAAGGCACCACUGAUUAUAGCUCAAAUGAAGAUCAGUAUAGAAAUAGAGUUGUUGCAGAGAAGCAAGAUAACUUACAGAGCAAAGAUGAUACUAGGGAAAAUGUUUCUUUGACAUCAAAAGUUAUUUCUUUUUUUAAGAGCUCUAGUCCCCCACUUUCACCUACCUCACCAACACAAAGUCCAACACAUUCACCUUCAAGAAUCAGUUUGUCAUCUGGAAACAGAUCUACUUCUGAAUUCUCGUCUCAAACUCAUGGUACUUAUCGACAAUCUGAUGUUCCUUCAACCACUUCCACUUUCUCAAUGUCACCUAUGGUGGCUCAUGGCACACAGACAUCAGAUCGUACUAGGUCACCUCGUCUCUCAAGGCAGCAGUCUUCUCAAGAAGCUCCUUUUAUGGUCAUCACAUUAGCAUCUGAUUCAUCAAGCCAAACUAAGCCUAAAACUGUCAGUUCCUCUACCUCACCAGUAACAUCUCCAACCAGACUUAACCGUCAACAAACUAUUCAAAAUUACAAUCAAACAUCAAAUAGUAGUUCUCAAACUCAUCAAGCACAAAUACAACCAAGCUACACAAAGGCACAUACAAUCAUAGAAAGGACUUCCACGUCUAUGAAAGGACCUGCAACCUCUGUUACCGAUAGUUCUACUGCUACAUAUAACUGGGGUCCUUUACCACCUGAGAACAUAUCAUUAUGUAGAAUAUCUUCUGUCCCUGGUACAUCUAGGGUGGAGCCUGGUCCAAAACAUAGUGGCAGUGCUGUUGAUUUACGAACUGCAAUUAAAACAGCACCAGUUAUUAUGACAGACCAUGGCAUGGAUCUUACUUCAUUAGCUACUGAUUCUAGGAGAUAUUCAUUAAAUAUGGAACAGUCUCCAACACGGCACUCUACAGCUGUCCAGCCUCUGAUUGUUAAUUUAAAUGCUCAAGAACAAUCUCAUGCUGCUAUAGGUACAGCUACCACAGUCAGCAUAACUGUUGCUUCUUCUAUGAUUGCAUCACAGACAAAACAACCAUUAGUCUAUGGGGAUCCAUAUCAAAACAGAGUAGACUUUGGACAAGGGACUGGAAGUGCAGUAUGUUUAACACAAGUUAGACAUGUAGAACAAGCUACUCAGUCAGGCAUGAUGAGGGGAGGGAUAAAUAGUGGUGGUGUAUCUGCUGUUGUCAGCAAACCAGAAGAAAAUGUUGGUAUGCAGAAAGACAUAUUUGCAAGAUAUAAUCUUCCCAGUCAGGUACCCUCCAUGGUUAAAAGAGAUGUGGUAGCACAAACAAGUAACAUCCAUAAUGUUGCUAACCUAAAUUCUAUGCCAAGGCAAUUCCAACAAGAUAAAGGUAUGGUUUCUGCAGAAACAUACAGAGGGGUACAUGAGCAAAAAGCACAAGUUCCUUCAGUUAAUCUUGCUGGAAACCAGCCUCACACUAUGAUGGUACAGUUAGAUGAAAUGACAUCUGGGCCAGUAACUAAAAUUAUUCGAGAAGAGCCACCACCAUCAAAUGCUUUGGAUCUUACUGGAAUCAAACCUGAAAGUCAAGUAGUCUGCUGUGAUGUGGUCUACAAGUUCCCCUUUGGAGGUAGUUGUGCAGGGUCAUACAAUCCUUCAAAUGUGCCUGAUAAAAGUGGUGGGGAUACAGCACAGCAAGUGAGACCUGGAGGUCAGUACUAUGGUCAGAGGGAACAAGACCUCUCAGAAAACUAUCCUUAUAGGGAGUCAAAACCUCUGCCACCUCUACCUGCUCCUGUGACUCAAAAUAUGUAUGAAGAACAGAGAUUCUAUCAAUUUGGUACAAUGGGCAGGUUACAUUCAUCCAUGUCAGAAACCAAUUUGUCUGACAUUGGAAUGAACUACCAACCAUAUCCUGCCACUGGAGGAGACUCUGCUAUGGACUUGACUACAAUGAAAAGCUCAUACAGCAUGAACUUCACAAAUGGGAACUAUUCGGGCCAAGGAUUGCAGUAUGGUUCAUUCACUGACCUUAGGCAACCCACUGAUUUAUUUAGUAACUCAUUACCCAUGAGAAGGUAUAACUCUAUGUCAAAUAUUUACUCUGACUACAGAUAUUCCAGAGAUUUGUCAAACUUGCAAGAAUCUAACCUUGCCCAAUACAGUGCAACAACAGCUCGUGAAAUUAGUAGAAUGUGUGCAGCACUUAAUUCUAUGGAUCAGUAUGGGGGUAGACAUACUAGCAGUCCUGAUAUGUUGCAGUAUGGGCCUGCUGCUGGGCCUUCGACAAAUAGCAUCCUAUCAGGUCAGCAGGGAAUGGCAUCUAUUAGACAAAACAUGAUGCAUGGUCCUCAUUUCUCAGAUAGUCGACAAGGUUUUGGAAACUUAGCACAGUAUAAUAUUUCUGGUCUGCGAUCUGGAGCUAUUAGGCAGAUGUAUCCACCUGCCCCUACUGUUAGAGCUGCUGAUGGUAUGAUUUACUCAACCAUCAAUACACCUAUAGCAUCUACACUUCCAAUAACAACACAGCCAGCAUCUGUUCUUAGGCCAAUGAUUCGAGGUUUGUAUAGGCCAUAUGGUACAGGGAAUAUGACAGCUGUACCACUAGCAAGCUUAACAAGAGUUCCCCUUGUAGCCCCAAGGAUGCCUCUUGCACAGCAAUACCGUUACCCUUCAGUAAGCAGGUUUCCAGCUGCUACAACAGCUUCAGUAAUAGAAACCCCUGUAUAUUUAGGGAAACCUGCUACCACAUUCACAUCUAGUACAACCACAACAAUUGCCAGUACUGGAACUGCUCUUCCAGCCACCACAGCUCCUUCAAGUUCUGUUACAUCUUCUACCUUGAGAACAGAACAGGUUGGAACAGUGUCUAGUGAUGUUCAAGCAAAUGCUGGUUUACAAAGUUCAGCUUCAAAAGAUCCUGGUUCAACCCAACAACAACAUACAGGUCAAAAACUUGCUUCUGAAAGUCAGUCAACCUCCACAUCCCAGAAGGCUGGAAUAGAAAAAGAAGAGAAGGAGAAAGAUGAGGAGAGACAAAGAAAGCAACAAGAACACAUAUUACAGAUUGAGAGAGAAAGAAUUGAGUUGGAAACACUGAGACAAAUGCGCUUACAUGAGGAAUUAGAGAGAGAGCGGUUAGAACUGCAACGACAUAGAGAAAAGGAGCAGAUGUUGGUUCAGAGGGAGUUGCAAGAGCUGCACACAAUCAAACACCAGGUACUGCAGCAACAGCAGGAAGAGCGCCAGGCUCAGUUUGCUCUGCAAAGGGAGCAGCUAGCGCAGCAGCGUUUACAGCUUGAGCAAAUUCAGCAACUACAGCAGCAUCUACAACAACAGCUUGAGGAGCAGAAAAGACAGAAGACCUUGCCACCACCAGCUGAACAAACUGCAAGGCUUCCGCCUCAGACUGUAUCAGAAAUAGCUAUAGAAAUGCAGAGAACUCUUGCUCAAACUGGCCACUGGCCACCUAUGAACCAACCAUUUAUGGCUAUGGCACCCACAAUACCAGAUGCUCAAGGACAGCCUCGCUUCCCUGGGCCACAAAGGCCACUGACCAACUCUACUUCAGAGAUGUCACUUCAAACAGAGGUGCAGUGGGAGGUAAACAGGCCUAUAAAGAAGAGAAACUCUAUGCCACGCUUAAGAGAUGCAUACAAUACAGAUGAUGGUCAUGAACAAUACAUAGUUAAGAAGAUCACUGAUAGCAGCGUGCAAACUGAUGAUGAGGAUGAGGAGGACAAGUUUUACAUGUCACGAAGGCGCAGAACAAAACGCAGCACUGACUGCAGUGUCCAGACAGAUGAUGAGGACAAUGCUGAAUGGGAGCAACCAGUGCGUAGGCGGAGGUCCAGGUUUUCUCGCCAUUCUGAUUCAAGUUCAGACAGCAAGCAUGAUUCAAAGGGGACAUCAAGCAUUGCUAUCCAAACUAUUAGUGACUGCUCUGUGCAGACAGAGCCAGACCAACUUCAGAGAGUUUCCCCAUCUAUUCAUAUUACAACCCACGAUCCUAAGGUUGAAAUUGUUAAGUACAUAUCUGCUCCAGAAAAGACUCAACGGGGAGAAAGCCUUGCCUGCCAAACUGAACCAGAAACCCAAUCCCAUGGAAUUGUGGUUCCCCAGCUCAGUGUCCCUACAACCGUAACACCAUAUUCGUCCAACAUACAGAUUGUAACAUCAGGGCCCAUAGAUGCUAACAUUUCUAGACAGCAGGGGGCAAGUAAGUUUGAAAAGAAGAAGCCUGACCCAUUAGAAAUUGGUUAUCAAUCCCACUUACCAACAGAUACUCUCUCUCAACUAUUUACUCGGCAGCCCCCUAAGUCUCCCCAGGUACUCUACUCUCCUGUAUCACCACUGUCACCUCAUAGGUUGCUGGAGUCCACCUUUACUUCUAGUGAAAGACUCAACAAGGCACACGUAACUCCCCAAAAGCAUUUCACAGCUGACAACACUCAACGCCAGCAGAUCCUACCACGUCCCAUCAAAACCAUGCAGCGAUCCUUAUCAGAUCCUAAGCCCAUCAGUCCCACAUCUGAGGAUUCUACAAAGGAUAGGUUCUCUUUGUAUCAGCAUCAGUUGCUACAAAGUAGCCAGAUUUCAGCUUUCCAACCAAACACUUUGACACGCAAAGUGAAGAGAACCCUACCCAGCCCUCCUCCUGAAGAAGCUCAUCUUCCCCUUAUUACCAGUCAGGCUCAUUCUCAAAUGUACAUGCCCAAUCUCACUCAGAAGAUGAUGGGAAGUCAAGCUAUGCAGCUACCGAAAGUUGGUUUCCUUAAAACCAUUGAUCAUGACCUCAAGAUGGUAGAACAAGAAUCCACAAAGCUUCGGAAGCAGCAAGCUGAGCUAGAAGAGGAGGAAAAGGAGAUAGAUGCCAAGUUAAAAUAUUUAGAACUUGGUAUAACUCAAAGAAAAGAGACUGUUGGCAAAGAUAGAGGGGGUACACAAGAUUUCUCAUACCUAAGAUGUUUGGGUGAGAACAGGGAUUAUAUGUCAGAUAGCGAGCUCAACAACAUCCGAAUUUCUGGCUAUGAUAGCAAUACUCUUUUAAAUAGGACUGGCACUAACACCCAGUAUUCUGACUUUCAGACCACACAGCAGUUCCAAACAGCAACAUCUAGUUACACACCUAACAGUUACCAAUAUACCACUGGUCAUAAUGUAGCCCCUGUAUCAACCACAAUUCAGCAGACACGAUUUCAACAACCUCAGUAUUCUGUAUCCAGUAACGGUCCAUCUCAAACUAGCUUUCAGUCUUCGAUAUCUGGUUAUCCCAUGCAAAGUUCAUAUCAAACUCACACUGUUGCUCAGACUACAACGUACCAAUCAGAUCUUGGUCUUCAAAGCCAUUCAGGUUUUCGUCAACCAAAUCCUUAUCAGGCUCAGACAACAUAUGCAAACCAGUCUUCAUUGCAACCAACUUUAAAUUCAGGCUUUCAACCACAGGGUGAUACCCAUACUACCCAUCAAAAACCAAGACAGACAUCACUAGCUGACUUAGAGCACAAAGUAUCUACUAACUAUGAAGUGAUUGCAAACCCAACUGUGGUAAUAUCAUCAGCUACGCCUGAUACAGCCUUUAGUAGCACUACAGUGGCCAGUAACUUUGACCAGUACAAGGCUCCAGAGGGAAGGCCUGCAGAGAGAGGUAAUGGAGCGGAAAGCCCUUCAAGUAGUUACACAUCAGAUUCUCUUUAUAGUAAUCUUGAGCAAAAUAUCCCCCGUAACUAUGUGAUGAUUGAAGAUAUAAGUGAACUUACCAAAGAAAACCCACCUCCAGCAGAAAGCCAAAAAGUAGAGCCUCUUCCUCAGUCUCUCCCACAGAGCAGUAAUGGGCGCCAAGUAAAAGAAAAAAAUGGUCAUGUUGAAGCUGAAAGUUCAAACAAAUGUUGUUAUUCUAGGGUUGAAGAGGAGUCUGAAGAAGAUAUGUAUGAUCACCAUAGCUCAGACUACAGAGGCAAAAGCAGCUAUCAGAGAAGUUCUGAAAAUAAUGGCCGUGAUUCUGGUAGCGGUAACUACUAUUAUGGUGAAAGUGAUUCUAGACACAGCACACGUUUAGACAAACAUGGAUCCAAUUCUGGGAUGCACAAACAUUCAUCGAAAAACCUGGCACCAGCUGUAGUUUCCUCCAAACGCAGCAAGCAUCGAAAACAGGGGAUGGAGCAAAAAAUCUCAAAGUUCUCUCCUAUUGAGGAGGCAAAAGAUGUAGAGUCUGACCUUGCAGCUUCUUAUCCUGUGACCACAUCUGUUAGCAACAACAAUAGUGUGUCAUCAAGAGCAAAAAAGCUUCAGGAUGAGAUUACUUAUGGAUUGAAGAAAAAUGUGUAUGAACAGCAAAAGUACUAUGGUGUUUCUAGUCGAGAAAUGGUAGAGGAAGAUGAUCGAAUAUAUGGCAGUGGAAGUCGAUCAAGAUCAGCUUCUAGUUAUGGUAUAGAAAAAUCAAGUAGAGAUUCUGGAAGCAGCAGGAGCAAAUCCUAUGAACGAGAUUGUGCAGACAGAUACCAUAAAUCAAGCACAAAACCUUCCUCUCUUAAUAUGAGUCAAAGCCGAGGAAGAGCUCCAGUGCGGACACAGGCUUCAGAAGAGGAAAGUCCAGUUAGUCCCCUCGGAAAGUCUAAAGGUGUCUCUCAUUCAUCUGGUGGACACGUGUCUCAGUCAGCAGCAGAGAGUUGUCCUCAGUUUUGUUCCAGUCAUUCGCUGCCUGAUGUGCAAGAACAUGUCAAAGAAGUGCCAAGGACCCACACAUAUAAACAAGAAGAAAAUUACAUGAUGGAUGACACACACUGUGUUGUCUCAGACAGUGAAGCCUAUCAUUUGGGUCAGGAGGAAACGGAUUGGUUUGAUAAACCCAGGGAGGCUCGCUCAAAGUACUAUAGUUCACACUCUUCAUCACAGAAGAAAAUGCCAGUUAAACACACUUACCAUGAUUAUGAUGAACCCCCAGAUGAAGACAUGUGGCAACAUGAUGACUAUUCUCAGUCUCGUCACUCAUCUAAUAAAGAUCACAGACAUGGAGAAUCCGGAAGACAUUCUUCAUCUCGUCAUCCUGAAGAUCAAUCCAGACGUUCAUCUAAACAGUACAUGAGAGAGCAAGGGCGCCAUGAUCCCCGUCCUCAUUCACACCCUUCUUCUACUUCUUCUUCUUUGAAGAAGUCUCAACAGUCUGAUUCAAGAACACAGUCUGGGUACCCUUCAAGCUCUGCUGACUAUGUGUCUCAGUCAAGAGAGUCAAGAUCAGCAUCAAGUUAUCACCAUACUUCUGAAUCACAAAAGUCACAGAGGCAACCCCAAACAUCACAACAACAAAAGACUGAAUCCCAGCCUCACCACCAACAAUCACAACAAACAAGACAACAGCAACCUGGGCAACAAUCAAGACAACAGCAGUCACAGCAGCAACCUUCCAGGCAACAACAGCAACCAGUUGGAUCUUCACAACAAUCCUCUCAUCAGUCGCCUCAUCAGCAAUCAUCUCAUCAAAGCACUCACCCACCAACUGCUCAUCAGCAAGGCUCUCACCAACCAUCUAGGGCACAAGCACAGCAGCAGCAACAGCAACCAUCCCAACAACAGCAGCCACCGCAGCCACAGCAGCAAUCAUCACAAGUGCAGCCUGCUUCACGCCCACCCCAACAGCAGCAACAACCUUCACAAACAGCAAAACCACAGCAGACUCCAACGCCUAGUGCUCAGCCAUCAAUGACUCCAAAAAUAGAGCCGGUGGAUACUGCAAAGACUGCGGCAAAGCCUGCACCCCAACAAGCAAGAGUGCCCCCAGCUCAGACGCAAGUACCGGCUGCAGGUAUUAAAAUUGGUCAAAAACCAAUGACAACACCUGUAGGCACAGCUGGUAUGGCAUCUGGACAGUCAGGUUCCGAAGGGGAGAGUGUGUUCUCCAAGAUCCUCCCAGGAGGAGCGGCGGAACAAGCAGGCAAACUAACCGAAGCUGUGUCAGCAUUCGGCAAGAAAUUUUCCUCCUUUUGGUGAGAAAGCUCUUUAAGAGGGGAGAUUGAAAAAAAAAAAAAAACUAUGAAGUCAUCUGUCAACAUGCUGCAUGGAACUCUGGGUAUAACUUCUGCUUUAGGAAAUAUGGAAGCCCUGGCCAGAGAAAUACAAGAGGAACCUUCUGUUGGUGCAUCAAGAUUUUUUACACUAUAGAUCAAAAAUGCUUUCUAUGGGUUCCACCCCAUGAAAUAUUGGAGCACUAACUAACUGGACAACUCUCGCAUGUAUAAUGAUCAAAUAAUCUAGAAACAAGAGCCACAAUGAACAAAUCUUAUAAAUAAGUUUGACAAGGCGUAGGAUACAAUCUCCAGCAGACAUUUAUGUUACCUAUAUUAACCAGGGUUUUCAUGUUCUCUAAUUGUGUUUAUACUCAGAGUUCUUGGACUUGGCACUUAUUUUGACAGGGUUCGUCUUCAUAUAUUUUUCCACAAUCUCCACUCAAGAGCUUUGAAAAGAGGGCUGGGAGCUACCUGCUCCACAUAUCCUGUAACAUUCCAAUUUCGACCAAUGAUACCUUGCGCGCAGAUAAUAUCCCGUGUUCCCUCUUUAUUCAUCAGGGACACAGAAACCAAAUCCAAUGCGCUAGACAAUGGCAAGGAAGAAAACUUUAAGACAAGGACCUACCACUGUUCAUCCUACUGAAACACGAGGCCAUAGGACUUUGAAAGGCAGUGUGUUGACUGGCUGAUUACACCAAUACUGGCCAGACAUGUCUGUCACCUCGCAGUAAGCCAUCUUAUAGCCAUUGAAAUGGCAAUAUCCAUGUCUGUCUCUUUCAAUCCUUGGUUUAUUUUACUUUUUUUUACUACUGGUUUUUAUUUUAUUUUUUUCUAUUCCGCCUUAACCAUUCAAGUUUAAUUUUUUAACAGUUCUCAUAUUUAUUUUUAUUGUUGAUGUGUUUGUUAGUUUUUUUUUCCUGUCUUUAUUUAUUUAUUAUUAUUUAUUAUUUUUUUUGCAAUCAAUCAGCACGUAAGGUGUCUCUAGAAGCAAUAGAGAGCAGACAAAGAGCACAAAAUAAUAGCGGAGGACAUGGGGAACACUAUCUCCUUAUCUCUUCUUUUCUAAAGACUGUGCAUUAAGUCCUAAAGCCAUCGCCAGUGGGCAUGCUCAGAGAAACGACAAGGUCUUCAAAACCCAAGAAUAUCCCUUCUUCUGAUGCAUGUAACCAUAUGGAAUACACCAUCCAUAUCCUGAACUAUUCAACUGUUGUAAAGUUGCUCCAGUGUCUGCUUAUUUUUGAGCCUUUCCUGUCCUGUUGAGCAUGCUCAAAGCUGACAAUCUCAUUAGUCUAUCCAUUGGCGCUUCCAUUCACUUUGGGUUGCAGCAACCGAUUAUCAUGUCUAAUUGUCUAUGCAACGAAAUACAAAUUCAAGGGAGGGGUGGGUAAUAUUGUGUUCAUAUUUAACAUUUUAAUGUUAUGUAUAAAGAUUUAUUUAAAUAUGUGCUAUUGAGAAACUGGGUUGAUAUGCUUAUAUCUAAUCCCUGUGUGUAUGAUGUUCAAACUUAGUGGCAUGUUUGACUCCUUUUGAGAGACACUUUGCCAAAGGCUAGUAGCCACAUCGCCUGUACGAGUUGUCUUUUGUCUUACUGCAUGGCUUGUUCUACUGUACUUUGCACGGUUUCAUCUAAUUUGAAUGACUUGCUAGGAAUAUAUAUUUUUUUAAUUUAUUAUUAUGUAUAGUCUCCUAUGUUCUAAUUAGCCAUUUUGCCAAUCUGUGCACUUGUUUUGGAGGAUGUUAAAAAGUUGUCUAGGAGUUGGUCUGCAGACUGUUUCAUUAAUUGUUAUGUGACUUAUUAUUUAUUAUGCUUGGGGCCGAGAGAAGUGGUUUAAGGACAUUCCACUCUAUUAAUAAGUAGAAUUAAACAAGGAACCUUAGACCAACGUGUUUAUGAAUAUGCACCGUUUUAAACUAUUGACAAUACACUAUUUGACCCAGAAGUCCACAUUUAAUUAGUAAAAUAAAAUAUAGUGCAGAACAUGAAACCCAGUCUAUCAGGGAGGUUUUCUACAAUAGAAAACAUUCUAUGUCUGAGUGCAUGUUCAUAUGUUACUUUUUUAUUGGGCUUGAUCAGUCCCCUUGGCUGCAGAGAAAAAUUAUA
Molecule: messenger RNA, 14475 nt
Organism: Bombina bombina (fire-bellied toad)
Lineage: Eukaryota; Metazoa; Chordata; Amphibia; Anura; Bombinatoridae
Gene: BSN
Product: bassoon presynaptic cytomatrix protein
Exons: 11
Coding region: 1-12357 (4118 amino acids)
Biological process (GO): presynaptic active zone assembly; protein localization to synapse
Cellular component (GO): GABA-ergic synapse; axon; cytoskeleton of presynaptic active zone
Molecular function (GO): structural constituent of presynaptic active zone; metal ion binding
Source: RefSeq, a predicted model, not a curated record